Molecule: messenger RNA, 3342 nt
Organism: Bipolaris maydis ATCC 48331
Lineage: Eukaryota; Fungi; Ascomycota; Dothideomycetes; Pleosporales; Pleosporaceae
Product: glycoside hydrolase
Biological process (GO): mannose metabolic process; oligosaccharide catabolic process
Cellular component (GO): fungal-type vacuole membrane
Molecular function (GO): alpha-mannosidase activity; carbohydrate binding
Source: RefSeq, a predicted model, not a curated record
AUGGAGCUCAUGCAAGCCAACGACUACCCGAAGUUAUCCGAUGGUCCGGUCGGCAAGCAGAUUCAUAGCAUCUACGAGAGCCGCUUGAGGCAGUUCUUCGAUGGUGGCCAAUACCGAGAACAGAGUCUCAUAGGCAAGCUCACCGAAGCCGUCGCGUCGGGUCCCGAGUGGAUCAAGCUAUCCGUCUACUCGCCUCCAGAUCUCUCGCGUCCCCUCUUCGAUGAGGCGACAUCACACGCGUUCCAUCCGACAAAGGUCGGCGAAUCCUUUGGCCCCAGUUGGUCGACGCACUGGUUCAAGGUCCAGCUCACCCUUCCCGACUACUUGCUAGACAAGGAACAUCUUGAGUUCGUCUGGGACGCCAACAACGAGGGCUUGAUCUGGACUGAAGAUGGACGUACCGUCCAUGGCUUGACGGGCGGAGGUGAGCGUACACAAUGGAUACUGCCCAAGGCGUUUAGAGACGGCAAGGAGCAUACCUUCUACAUUGAGAUGGCCUGUAACGGCAUGUUCGGCAACGCGCCUGGUGGCGACUCUAUUCAACCACCGAAUCCCGACAGGUAUUACACCCUCCACACUGCCGAGGUCCAGGCUGUCAAUCUAGACGCCAGAGGACUCUACUUUGACUUCUGGGAGAUAUCAGAUGCCGCCCGUGAGUUCCCUUCAGAUUCAACCCAAAUCCACGAUGCACAGCAGGUCUGUAAUCGCAUCAUGGAUACCUUCAUUGCUGGCAACGGAAGUCGAGAGAGCAUCAAGGCAGCACGUAAGAUUGCUGCCGAGUAUGUCGGAAAUAAUGUCGAUUCACACAAGGUAUACCAAGGCGACCAAGAAGCUAUUGUCCAUGGUAUUGGGUACUGUCAUAUCGACACCUGUUGGUUGUGGCCUUUUGAUGAGACCAAGCGCAAAGUCAACCGCUCCUGGUCCAACCAGUGUGAUCUCAUUGACCGCUAUCCCGAGUUGCGUUUCUGCUGCUCCCAGGCACAACAGUACAAAUGGUUGGAGCAAUACUACCCAUCCACAUUUGAUCGUGUCAAGAAGAAGGUCAAGGAGGGUAGCUUCCAGCCGAUUGGCGGUAGCUGGGUCGAACACGAUACUAACCUGCCUGGUGGAGAAUCGCUAAUCAGGCAGUUCUUGUACGGCCAGCGUUACUUUGAAAGCAAAUUUGGCCAGCGUUGCCGCACCUUUUGGCUGCCAGAUACCUUCGGGUACUCCUCACAGCUACCACAAAUCUGCCGCAUCUCAGGAAUGACUCGUUUCCUGACACAAAAGCUUAGCUGGAACAACAUCAACAACUUUCCCCACACCACUUUCAACUGGGUUUCACUCGACAACAGCCAAGUCAUCUGCCACAUGCCGCCCUGCGAAACAUACACAUGCGAGGCCAAUUUUGGUGAUGUCAAACGCAGUGUUACACAGCACAAGUCCCUUGACCAAGACAAAACCUCGCUGCUUGUUUUUGGAAAGGGAGAUGGAGGUGGUGGCCCAACAUGGCAGCACUUGGAGAAGCUGAGGCGAUGCCGUGGUAUAAGCGAUACUGCCGGACUGCUGCCUCGCGUCAAGCUCGGUGACUCUGCCGAUGACUUUUUCGACCGUCUGGAAAAGAAGGUGGCCAAUGGCGAUGAGUUGGUAACAUGGUACGGCGAGCUGUACUUCGAGCUCCACCGUGGAACAUACACCACCCAGGCAAACAACAAGCGCAACAACAGAAAGUCUGAGAUUAUGCUUAGAGAUAUCGAAUACCUUGCGACAUUGGCAACCAUCAAGAAUGGCUUCGGAAAGAAGAGCACAUACAAGUAUCCGAAGAAGGAGAUUGAUGACAUGUGGGAGAAUGUUUUGUUGUGCCAGUUCCACGAUUGUCUGCCUGGAAGUUCAAUUGAGAUGUGCUACGAUGAUUCUGAUCGCAUUUAUGCGUCGGUUUUCGCUACCGGGGAGAAACUGCUUUCUGACGCGCUGGCUGAGCUGGGCUUCAGUGACCACAUCACCUGGAACGAAAACACCAAGCUCAUGGCCAUCAACACUUUGCCAUGGAAUCGCUGUGAGGUCAUCAAACUUCCUGCUGGGGCACGCCAGUCUGUAUACGGUCAAGAAGAGACCAGAUAUGGUCUCGCCUACAGCAAUGGAUCGAACAAGGGCUUUGGAGCCCUGGAAAUCGCUCCAAUGGCUUCCCGUAUCCCUGAAUCCAAGGCAUUCAUUGAAGAGAUUCGCCCCAACGUCUACCAGAUGCGUAACUCCCAGUUCGAGGUAGAGGUUACCGACGGCGCUAUUACCUCACUCUUCGAUAUUCAAGCUAAGCGUGAGCUCAUUCCAAAGGGCGCCAAAGCCGGCCAGCUUGUCAUCUUUGACGACAAGCCACUCUACUGGCAGGCGUGGGAUGUAGAAGUGUAUCAUUUGAAGUCACGCCAGGAGCUUAAACCCAGCAAAGUCACCAUCACCGAGAAUAGCAUGCACCGGGUGAGCCUGGAAGUCGAAACCAAGAUCUCAGACAAGUCGUGGAUCAAAACAACAAUGUCCCUGCCGGCUGCUGGUACCACUCCAUCAGCCAUUGAAUUCGACGCAGAAAUCGAAUGGCACGAGACGAUGAAGUUCCUCAAGGUGGAAUUCCCCGUCGACAUUGUCAACACCGAAGCCAGCUACGAGACACAAUUCGGCAUCGUACGCAGACCCACGCACUACAACACGUCGUGGGACAUGGCCAAAUUCGAAGUUUGCUGCCAUAAAUGGGCCGACCUCUCCGAAGCUACAUACGGCGUCUCCAUCCUCAACGACAACAAGUACGGCUUCGCAACCGCAGGAAACGUCAUGCGUCUCUCUCUGCUCCGCGCCCCCAAAGCCCCAGACGCACACGCAGACAUGGGCAACCACAAGACGCGCUACGCCAUCUUCCCACACGAGGGCCCGCUGGACCACCGCACCAUCCGCAAAGCCUUUGAAUUCAACAACCCCCUCAAGAUUGUGGGCACUAGUAGUACCCAGGACAAGCACGAUGCCAGUCUCCUCAACCCGUUCCACAUUUACAACGCUCCAAAUCUUGUUCUCGACACUAUCAAGCGUGGCGAAGACGACGAGGACGUAUCGAGGGGCGAGUUGCCGGUCAAAAAGGGCCACAGCGUUAUUCUACGCAUUUACGAUGCGCUAGGUGGCAAGAGUAAAGGUGUUUUGACGUGGGGCAAUUUGAACGUGACAAAGGUGACCAAGGUGAAUGCGCUCGAGGAUGAAGAGGAAAAUACCGAGGUGCUGAGGAUUUGCUCGCUGAGAACUGGGGACGCAGAGGCUAUGGAGACGGGUGUCGAGGUUGAAGUUAGGGCGUUUGAGGUGGCGACUUACAAAUUGUUGCUUGGAUGA